Messenger RNA from Dreissena polymorpha, 1776 nucleotides. RefSeq names its product low-density lipoprotein receptor-related protein 12-like. The record is from RefSeq and is a predicted model, not a curated record. Bases 11 to 925 code for a protein of 304 amino acids. Gene Ontology annotation, molecular function: protein binding. Lineage: Eukaryota; Metazoa; Mollusca; Bivalvia; Myida; Dreissenidae. The transcript has 6 exons.
UUCAGAUUACAUGGAUGUCCUGUGCGGUAAUUCAAUCGAUAUGAGAACUUCUGGUUUGGAGAGCGUCCGUCUGCAUCUGACCAACUUUCAAUACUACUACAGCAGUAUGGACUGCGUACUGCGGGUUCGAGUCCCUGCCGACAAGCGACUCCAAGUUCGCUUCCUCGAUAACUCCAUAGUGAAUAGCGUCAACUGUACACAGGACUUUCUAAGUAUCCUGGACGGAAACGAGAAUACAGGACAGCCUCUAAGAGAUUUGGAUCCUCGUGUUUGCUGGUCAAGCAUUCUGAAGUCGAGCUACGUGACCAGCGGCGACCAAGCCCACUUCCGGUAUGUAAGCGACGCUCAAGACACCUCGGAGGGCUUCAGGCUUCUCCUCACCGCCUUCAGAGAUGACCCGAAGCAGACUUGUUACGACUCGGAGUUCCAGUGCAGGUCCAACAGACGCUGCAUCUCCGCGUCCUUGACCUGUGACAACUAUGAGGACUGCACAGACGGAAGUGACGAAUGCGGCCUCUCCACGGGGGCGAUCAUCGGAAUAGCCAUUGGUACUGUUGUCGGCGUCGUCAUCAUCAUCUGCAUCAUUGCCUGCUGCUGCUGUCGCAGUCGACGGAGGCGUAACGCCGACAGCGUGAAACACUUGAGUUACGAAAAUCAUGAAGUGGAAGUAGUGCCGGUUCCAGACGACAUUUACUCGGACGUUCAUAUCGUGAAGCAAGCCCCGCCCAGUCCUCCGAUCCAACCAAUCAUACAGCCUCUACAAGUACAUCCGGGACAUUACCACGGUAACGACGCCCAGGCAGUGUAUUCCUAUGAUCCCUACCACGUGAAAAUGGAAGCGGCGGAAGUGACGUCACAGAAUCCGCAAAUUUGGAUCACCACUCCAUCGGACGAAUCGCGGACGUCAUAUUACAUCGAUUACUAAAACGCCAGUAUCGAUCAACAUAAAAGAACUGAAUUCCGCCUCCAAAUUAUACUUUUUAAACUAGAUUUUGUAAUCCAAGUGCAAAAUAUUAAGAAUUAAGUGAAACCUUUGAUAUUAUUUUUAAGCUUUAAAGAUUUUUAAAAUCUUAAGAAAAAAUCGUUUAAAGGUGAAUAAUUUCGUGUUGUUUUUUCUUGCAUCGAUGUAUCAGAUGGUUACAUUUUGAGGAAACGUGAUUUGUUUUGUUAGAAACGUUGUUGAUACAGAAUACAUAUUAUCAAGACACCAUUGCUAUGGCAUUAUAGAUGUGUUUGAUUGUUAUUGAUACGUUAUUUAAAAAAUGCAUUUUGUUUUUCAUACUCGGAUAGACCCGACCUCGCGCUGCUAUUAAAUAGUGUAAAACAGAAACAAAUAUAAUACGAGCGUAUUCGAUCCGUGUACAGAUGCCCUCAGUAAUGGACUAAAGAGUUCACAACUUUAAUGGAUAAACGAGAUUUUAGGCUGUAAACGUAUGUCAUUAUACAAAUUAAUAUUGGAUAUAAAACAGAUGAGACAUGUUCGACGAUCACAACUAAAUGUGAACAUACUGGCCAUUGUUUUUAUUCGUUUAAUGAGUUAUAAAUAAAUCUUUUGAAACGUUAACUGCUGUUAGAUUCAAAUUCCGUGAAAGAUUUGAGCGUAUUGUAAAAGUAACAUGAUUUCAUGUACUGACUUUUUAAAGCUGUAAAAACAGGCAUACCGGUACAUAUAUACAUUAUUACCGGGUAAUAUGAAUAUAAUACAAUUUCGAUUGUUUAUGUGUAGUGUUUCUCUUUUAUAUAUUGCAUUAAAAAUGCGAAUAGUAAAUGUAUUAA